CAAAAACAACUUUUCGUCAGGAUGGUAUAGACCACCCAUUAAACCUAAAGAGUUAUGUUGGAAGUAACCACGGUAGGCGGGAGUGUCUAACGUUCGGUCGGCAACCGUUAACGUUACUGGAUCAUCCCAAAACACAAUCUGAAAACAACUCAAGUCCCCUGUCAUGUGGUGCGAGGCACCACUUUCAACAACUGCCGUUGUUUGAGUACCAUCCGGGCGGAUGGUAAUCCCAUGGGCGCUUUUCCCGUUUCCCUUCGACAAAAGUGCAAAUGUCAAAGACGAAACAGCGCCGGCGGACUUUUCGCCGUUUUGAUCUGUUUGACCCUUUUCCCGCUCUUUUGACCAAUCACCAAACCAGUCUUGUGCCUCCUGGUUUUCGUUUUUCUUGUCCCUGCCCUGGUGGUGACCAUGCACCAAGACAGUGAAGCCCUUAGGAGUAUCGGCAAAAUCAAAAAUUUGCUGAUCUUUCACCCCGUUGCAUGAUUCCCCUACAAACUUGCACAAGUUAAAAUAAGUCCAAUCCAUGCAGUUUCCUUCUGCUUUACGGGCGGAAUCUGCCACCUCGUAACUUUUGUUCUUUGCCAUCUCAUGCGGGUUCGCUUUUCUUUUUAAAUUGCUGAGAUCAUACAAGCGCGAAACCCCAUGCAGAAUAGGCAUUCUUUGUAAUGAAUUUUCGUUCUUUUCAGGUACUUUCACGUUCUUAACAGGAGCGGAAUCAACUUCAAAUUUUACAUUGGAAAUCUUACAAGUAGUGCCGGUUGAUUCGUAAACAGGGCGGAUAGAUGCGUUUUUCAUCAUACAUUUCGAUACGUUUUCGUUGGAAAUAGAGGCUGUUUCAAGUACACUGUGAUUGGAUAUAGGUGCUGUUUCAAGACCAUCAAUUUUUGUUUCGAGUACUGUAGCAUUGUAAAUAGAGGGAGAUUGUAGAUUUUGAAUGCAUGUAACGUCACUACUUUGACCAGAAGUAGAGCCUGUUUUAACAACAUGAACAUCAUCAGCAUCGGUUUUUCGACGUUUAGCAGCAUGAGAAAUUUGACAAUUCUCAUCGGAACCCGGCCAGCUUCGUCAGUUGGGACAAUCCUUACGAACAUGUCCAAGCUGCUUGCACUUGUGACGUUUGAUCUUGGAUUUGUCUCCGCCGCCGCCUUUUCCCUUCUGCUGGUCUCCCUUGCCUCCUUUUCCGCCGCCCUUGUUGUUCUUCUGGUUGUUGUUCUUGUACGGGUGCUGGUUCUUGUUGACCCAGCGGCCACCCUUCUUCCCCUUCUGUGCAACAACUUCAGCAGCGAUCGCUUUGUGAUCGGCCUGCGUCAAGUUGAGAGAAGCGGGCUUUGCGGUGUCCUCUUCGGUGCCCCCGUCUUUCAAGACGGAUUCGUACUCCUCCGCCAACUUCAACAAAUUAUCAUUGUCCGGCUUGUCCUGGAUGACGUGCGGCAUGAUAAAUGA
Molecule: messenger RNA, 1443 nt
Organism: Amoebophrya sp. A120
Lineage: Eukaryota; Dinophyceae; Syndiniales; Amoebophryaceae
Source: the annotation of a GenBank genome assembly